Messenger RNA from Saccostrea cuccullata (small rock oyster), 3124 nucleotides. RefSeq lists its product as uncharacterized. The transcript has 11 exons. NCBI's taxonomy places the organism in Eukaryota, Metazoa, Mollusca, Bivalvia, Ostreida, Ostreidae. Gene Ontology annotation, molecular function: calcium ion binding; chitin binding; Notch binding. The record is from RefSeq and is a predicted model, not a curated record. Gene Ontology annotation, cellular component: extracellular region. The coding region runs from base 169 to 2997 and encodes 942 amino acids.
AAUGGACAAUUGUUUGAUUAUGUUAAUUGUUUAAAUCACAAUGCUGCAUAAUAAAUUACGCUCGUAUCUUUGAAAAAUAUUUGUUAAUCACCAUCAUAAACACCUCGCUCAUCUAAGAAAGGUUGCUUGUGUGUAUAUGACUCCUGGAGGAUUCUGAUCACCAGCAAGAUGGAACGUUAUGGAGUUUAUUCCAUCUUUUUAUCGCUGCUGCUUGUAUCCGUUGUACUUGCAGUGGACAAAACAAGGGAAGAUGGCGCUCGCGGAUCUGGCGUUGUAGAGGCAGUGGUAGAUUUACUUAGAGAGCGAUGCACAAUCUCUGAUGAUAAUUUCUUCUUGAGAAGAAUGGCUUAUGCUGCCAGUAGAGAUGGAGAAAAAAGCGACACCUAUCGACAGGGAUUUCAUGGUGGUAUCUGGCAGAUAGAUCAACAAAAAUUUCGUCUUACUCAAACUACUUACUAUCUAAGGAAACAUCGUAUUGGAAUUCAAGGAAACUUCAGCAUAAAUUGGCCCAGCGUCACGUGGUCAGACCUUCGGAAACCAUUGUACUCAGGCAUUGCAGCCGCACUGUACGUGCAGUAUGUUCUCGAGAGGUACCGAACGACCAUUCCUUCAACCGUAAAUGCUCAAGCGCUCUUUUGGGUCAAACAAUUUGGUGGACAAAGAAAUGAUUUUCUUGCAGUAAAUAACCUCCGCCAGGUUUCGUGUGACACGAAGCCAGUAGACCUUGUGUUUGUGGUAGAUGAAUCCGGAAGCAUUGGGAGCUCAAAUUUUAAGAAAAUGAAAAACUUUUUGGUCAAUCUUGUGGAUCAAGUAACCAUUUCGAACACUGCAUUUCAUGUUGGGCUUGUCAAGUUCCAUUCGUCUGCCACCACAGUGUUUGAUCUGAACCGAUACAGUCAAAAAUCAUCUGUAAAGAGAGCGAUUCAGUACGUGGGCUAUGCAAGUGGAGGUACACGUAUCGGGAAAGGAAUCAACAAGGGUCGCACUGUGUUCGACCGGUCAUCAAGGAAAGAUUCUACGAAAGUAAUGAUCCUGCUAACUGAUGGAAAAUCCUCAGAUAAAACUGAGACAUCCAAGGAAGCCAGAAAAGCAAAGUCCGAGGGUGUUUCCAUAUUUGUGAUCGGGAUCGGUAAUGUGGACAGAGAAGAAAUAACCUCAGCAGCGUCAGAACCCACCUGUGUCCACGUUUUUAUGUUGCAAGGGUUCUCCGGAAUUGAUAAUAUUUUAUACGAAGUCAGAAGACGAUCAUGCAAAGCACCAAAGAAAGUGGAAGUCGUCGGUAAAAAUGAAACCAAGGUAGAGGGGGAUCUAAACCCAGACCGAGUGGUGGAAGACACCGUGGAGAUCGACACAAAGGCUCAAGUCACAGGAAUCACUACAAAUGUGACCUGUGGAGAGGUUGAACUUUUUGCCUCAGCUCAAACAUCAUCUCCAAACGAGGCUUACUAUGACGUGAAAGGAUUAGCGCGUGACAAUCAACCAGCCUCGUUUUCAAUUAAAAACCGUGGUCGGACGGUAUUUGUCCAUUACAAAGGAAAGGUCAUUACUACGAUGGAGUAUUGCAAAACAGUGAACAAGUCGUUCAGUAUCACAUUCAACCAAGCAAUAGAUGAAUGUGAAGGUAGUCCAUGUAAUAAUGGUGCCACAUGUGUAGACCUCCCAAAAGGCUUUACUUGUCAGUGUGCGGCUGGCUACACGGGGGGAACCUGCCAGGAGAACAUUGACGAAUGCUUAAAUAAUCCUUGUGUAAACGGUGGACAAUGUAUAGAUAUUGUUAAUGGUUAUAAAUGCGUGUGUCUGGAUGGGUAUACCGGGACUUCGUGUGAAAAAGUAGUGAAUAAGUGCGAAAGCUCACCAUGUCGAAACGGGGGAACCUGUUCCAGGAAUGGCAAUGACUUUAACUGUGAUUGUGCCGCUGGCUUCACUGGAAAGACUUGUAGUACGGACAUAAACGAAUGUCAGCCAUCGCCAUGCAAAAAUGGUGGAAUCUGUACAAACCAACUAAAUGCUUACAGUUGUCAGUGUUCGGGUGGUUUCACAGGCAAGAAUUGUGACGUAAAUGUUGACGACUGUACACCAAACCCGUGCAGAAAUGGUGGAUCAUGCUCGGAUCUCGUCAACGACUUUCGUUGUUCGUGCUCGAAUGGUUAUACAGGUAAAGCAUGUGAUGUAAUAGUUAACCACUGUCAACCUACAUCUUGUGAAAAUGGAGGAAGCUGCAUCAACUCUCCUAGUGGCUUCUCGUGUGAUUGUCAGACUGGAUACACCGGCUCCAACUGUGAGAAUGAGGCCGUUGUCGUUACUUGUCAAAUUGGAUCGAAAAUAAGGGAGUGUUCCAUGGAAGACUUGAAAAAGUCCAACCUUGCUGACAAAAUCUGUACUGGUACAAAUCAACAGAAUUCUGGAGUAGUACUCAACUCAACUCCAAAACCCCAGGCACCAAGUAGCGAGUCGAACUCAUCUAAGUGUAUACCAAAGGGUUUCGUUUAUCACAUUCCAUAUCCUGGUGACAAGAAAAAGUUCAUUCAAUGUGAUGCAUUUGGGGGAUCCACCAUUAUGCCUUGUGGCCCUGGAACUCAGUUUAACAAAGAUCAACAAAUCUGCAUGGCCACAACUACUGUGACGUGCCCCAGUACAGGAUUCGAUAAAUUAGCCCACCCAAGUAACUCUGGAAAAUAUUAUGACUGUGUAUAUGGUGUACCUCAUCUGAGAUCAUGUGCAGGAGGCCUCGUUUUCAACGAAAAUAUAAAGACCUGUAGCUGGCCUACUAGCAGAAGACAGCUAACAGAGGACAGUGACGUCACUGAAAGUGAUAACGAUGAAGAUGAUGUUGGAGAUGAUGAGGAAAAUAACGAUGAUGAUAAUGAGGACGCGAUGGAAUCUGAGCUGAAUGAAGUGGAAGAAAGAAAAACGACUGACAAUGAUGACAAGCAAAGUAGAGGCAAUCUCGAAAAAUUGAAAGAAGUUCUAAGGAAUCUUCUUGAUGAUGAAGAAUAAAUUCUUGGAGUUUUUAAAGUAGGGAUUCAAGGAAAUGUAUCAUUUCUACUAUUAAUUUUCUGUAUUGUAUGCAUAUUUCUUUACAUGAAUCGGAUACUGCAAAAGAAAAAAAAAAUUGUUUAAAAUU